GGUAGGUACAUCCCAUUAAUCAGCAACGACAAAAAUUAGGAUAUUUCAACACUCUCUUUCAGGAAUUAAAAAACUUUCCUGAUCAAUUUUUUAAUUAUACCAGAAUGAUUCAGCAAUCAUUUUAUAAAUUAUUAGAAGAAGUAUCUCCAUAUCUGACCAAAAAUAGUCGUCGUCAAUCUAUCUCAGCAGAACAUCGGUUGCUAAUAACAUUGAGGUAUUUAGCUACAGGUGAUGAAGUAUCAUCUCAGGCAGUCGAAUAUCGUAUUGGAAGAUCAACACAUCAUUCAAUUAUUAAUGAAACGUGUGUUGUGUUGGCCCAAGUUUUAAUGCCAAAAUAUAUUAAAGCUCCAGAUAGUGAUCAAUGGAAAGCUAUUUCUGAUGGUUUUUAUCAAAAAUGGAACAUGCCUAAUUGUAUUGGUGCCAUUGACGGAAAACAUAUUGAAAUAAUUGCUCCACCUAAAUCAGGAACCAUGUGCUACAAUUAUAAAAAAACAUUUAGUACCGUACUCUUGGCAGUGUGUGAUCAUGAAUAUAAAUUUACCUUUGUUGAUAUUGGUGCAUAUGGAAGUGAAAGUGAUGGUGGUAUUUUUGCAAGAUCUUCAUUUGGAAAAGUUUUAGAAGAGGAUAAAUUAAACCUGCCAAAAGAAAAAACAAAAUUACCAGGAUCUAAUAUGUUUACUCACCAUUUUUUUGUUGGAGAUGAAGCUUUCAAAAUUUCACGCCAUAUGAUGAGACCAUAUCCAGGUCAUGAACUCACUACAACUCAGAAAGUUUUUAAUUAUCGUUUGUCUCGAGCACGACGAACCAUUGAAAAUACUUUUGGAAUUUUAUCGAGUAAAUGGAGAGUACUAAAAAGAAGUAUUCAUAAGAGUUUAACAAAUACUGAUCACAUUGUUGCUGCAUGUGUUAGUCUUCAUAAUUUUCUUAUAUUUCAUGAACAAAGAAUGUACAAUGUGCAAAAUAGUUUUAUAGAUUUGGAUUCUGAUUGUGAAACAGAACCAAGUAAUAUAUAACCACUAUCUCAAACGAACGCUCGUCAAUCAAUUGCAGAAGCACACGAGCAGAGAAACAAUUUGUCCACAUGGUUCAUGAGUCAAGACGGUCAAGUACCAUGGCAGCUUGACUACGUUUUUAGAGGACUUCAUGGUGACCACAAUAGAAAUAUUAAUUAAAACUUCUAGAAAAUCCAAAUAAUUCUAAUCGAGAUCAAAACUGGGGCAACACUUUGUGGAAAUCAUAAUAUCGUGAUGAGAAACUUGAGAGAUUAGAUCAAAAUAUACCACAGCUUGAAAAACGUUGAAAAAAAAUUUUGAGCCAUUUAAAGUUAGAUUGACGACGACUAUUUUUGGUCAGAUAUGGAGAUACUUCUUCUAAUAAUUUAUAAAAUGAUUG
Messenger RNA from Chelonus insularis, 1392 nucleotides. Its product is annotated as protein ANTAGONIST OF LIKE HETEROCHROMATIN PROTEIN 1-like. The record is from RefSeq and is a predicted model, not a curated record. Lineage: Eukaryota; Metazoa; Arthropoda; Insecta; Hymenoptera; Braconidae. The transcript has 3 exons. Bases 105 to 1013 code for a protein of 302 amino acids.